AUGAAUGUGCUGAAUGUGACAGAAACGUUAAAACUCGUAAUUUCCAAUAUUCCGACGUUUGUUUCCACUAUUUUCAAUCAUUUUGUAAAAGGACCUCCACAACCAUCCUGGAAUAUUCAAUUCCAUUUAGAAUUUGUCACCUUAAGAGUCUAUUUCGGCGAUCUUAUCUUAAGAACUAUUGAAUAUACUCAAAAAGUCACUUCUAAAGGUCACGCCUUGCCUAAAGAAUUUAAAGAAGAUGAAAUAGUAAUUCCAAACAAAUUUAGGGAAAAUGCUCAAUCUGCAGAUUUUUAUCGACCAAUCACUACUAAAUUAGUUAAAGAAUCUGAUGCAUUAUUAUUAGGCAAGUUAAUAAAUUAUAGAUUAGCACCUCAAAAUCAAUUUCCAGCUGGACUACAUGACGCGAUAGCUGCCUAUUUUUAUCUUACCAAUCCUCCGGAAGAUGCCAGUUUUGAGCCAAUUGAUCCUAAAAGAAUUGUUAUUAUGGGUGAUAGUGCUGGUGGUGGAUUAACUUUAGCCACCCUAUUGACACUUAGAGAUUCCAGAUUACCGAUGGUGGCUGGAGCUGUUUGUUUGUCUCCAUGUGUAGACUUAACUGGUAGCAUGCCUUCAAUUUUGGACCCUCGCUAUGAUAUCACUUCUUAUGUCCCAAAUUCUGGUUUAAAUCCAUCACCUUCACUUGCUUUUAAUGAAUACCAGAGAAAUUCUAAAAAAUUAUCGGACCAUAUAAAAGCAGAAACCCGAUCUCCAUUUUGGGAUGAAUCAUUUAAUCGCAAUAAACGAAUACAAAUGUAUGCACCCAAUGAAGCAUUGGGAAUACCGUAUGUGAGUCCAUUAUGUGCAGAAA
Diversispora eburnea is the source of this 847-nucleotide messenger RNA. The record is from the annotation of a GenBank genome assembly. Lineage: Eukaryota; Fungi; Glomeromycota; Glomeromycetes; Diversisporales; Diversisporaceae.